AUCUUCUCCAGCCGUCCGAUGACUUCUCUCUCUACAGGCUUUUGGAGCUAUAAAUACCUCUCAUCCACCGCUUUUCUAUCCCCAUGGUUCCGUCUGCCAUUUAUCUAUAGGGAGAGAAACAGAUACAGAGAGAGAGAACUCUGUUUCUGAGUUAUGGCUAGAGCCAGAGAUAUCGACGAUCUGCCGAAGAACGACGCCAACUAUACCGCCUUAACGCCGCUGUGGUUUCUCGAGAGAGCCGCCUUGGUUCAUCCUUCCAGAUUAUCGGUUGUCCAUGGAUCUCGCCGCUACAACUGGCUUCAGACUUACCAACGCUGUCGCCGUUUGGCUUCUGCUCUUUCGAAUCGCUCCAUCGGCGCCGGAGAUACGGUGGCAAUAAUUGCUCCAAACAUACCGGCUAUCUAUGAAGCUCAUUUUGGAGUUCCCAUGGCUGGAGCUGUUCUGAAUUGUGUUAAUAUUCGUUUAAAUGCACAAACAAUUUCAUUUCUUCUCGGUCACUCAUCAUCUGCAGUUGUUAUGGUGGAUCAAGAGUUUUUUCCCUUAGCAGAAGAAGCUUUGAAUAUCCUAGCUGAAAAAGGCCGUGGGCAGUACAAGCCACCACUUCUAAUUGUAAUUGGUGAUGAAAGCUGUGAUCCCGACGCACUGAAAUAUGCUUUAUCGAAAGGGGCCAUUGAAUACGAGAAAUUCUUGGAAACGGGCAAUCCUGAGUAUGCUUGGAAACCACCAGAAGAUGAGUGGCAGAGCAUUGCUCUUGGCUAUACGUCUGGCACAACUUCAAGUCCUAAAGGGGUGGUUUUGAGCCACCGAGGGGCAUAUGUCAUGUCUUUGAGUGUAGGCUUAGCGUGGGGGAUGAAUGAUGGAGCUAUUUAUCUUUGGACCCUGCCAAUGUUCCAUUGCAAUGGUUGGUGUUACACAUGGGCACUAGCUGCUUUCUGUGGGACAAGUAUAUGCCUCCGACAGGUCACAGCCAAGGCAGUUUAUUCAGCCAUAGCCAAACAUAAAGUAACACACUUUUGUGCAGCACCUGUGGUUCUUAACACUAUUGUCAAUGCCCCUAAAGAAGACACUAUCCUUCCCCUUCCCCAUGUCGUCCAUGCAAUGACAGCAGGCGCUGCUCCACCUCCUUCUGUAUUAUACGCAAUGUCCCAGAAGGGCUUCCGCGUCACUCACACCUAUGGCCUAUCGGAAACCUAUGGUCCCUCCACGGUAUGCGCAUGGAAACCAGAGUGGGACCAAUUGCCUCUCGAAGCCCAAGCGCGAAUGAACGCUCGUCAAGGCGUACGAUACAUAGCAUUGGAGGGGUUAGACGUUGUCAACACUCAAACAAUGCAACCCGUCCCUUGCGAUGGAAAAACUGUCGGAGAGAUCGUAAUGCGUGGGAACGCUGUUAUGAAAGGCUACUUAAAGAACCCGAAAGCAAACGAAGAGGCCUUUGCAAAUGGGUGGUUCCACUCAGGCGAUCUCGGCGUGAAACACCCAGAUGGUUACAUAGAAGUGAAAGACAGAUCAAAGGACAUCAUCAUUUCUGGAGGCGAGAACAUCAGCAGUGUGGAGAUAGAGAACACGCUGUACCAGCACCCGGCGGUGCUGGAGGCGUCUGUUGUAGCUAGAGCAGACGAACGGUGGGGAGAAUCCCCUUGCGCUUUUGUGGGAUUGAAGGUGAAGAUAGAUAAGGAUAAGGAGCGGGAAAUGGGUGAGGACAUCAUGAAGUUUUGCAAGGCGAGGAUGCCAGCUUACUGGGUCCCGAAAUCUGUGGUGUUUGGGGAGCUGCCAAAAACAGCAACAGGGAAGAUUCAAAAGAAUCUGCUGAGAGCGAAGGCGAAGGAGAUGGGGCCUGUUAAGAUCAGCAAGCUGUAAGGAAGCGUGGAAGCCCCACUGGAACGAGCCGCCGCCCCCGCCGCUGCUUCUGUAGGUACUUUGAGUAUGUAUUGUAUUUUACAGGGCAGAAACAGAGUAUACAAAUACUUUGUUAUUCUAAUACAGAUUCACUGCUACUGAGAUUUGUUUGAGUCACUUCAAAUUGUCUUUAGCCAACGUUGUUUAAUUCAUAUGUUUUCAACCCUUUU
This is a messenger RNA of Cucurbita moschata (crookneck pumpkin), 2066 nucleotides long. RefSeq names its product acetate/butyrate--CoA ligase AAE7, peroxisomal-like. NCBI's taxonomy places the organism in Eukaryota, Viridiplantae, Streptophyta, Magnoliopsida, Cucurbitales, Cucurbitaceae. The record is from RefSeq and is a predicted model, not a curated record. The coding region runs from base 154 to 1857 and encodes 567 amino acids. The transcript is spliced from 3 exons.